This is a messenger RNA of Aspergillus brunneoviolaceus CBS 621.78, 1707 nucleotides long. RefSeq lists its product as uncharacterized. Gene Ontology annotation, molecular function: protein binding. The transcript has a single exon. Lineage: Eukaryota; Fungi; Ascomycota; Eurotiomycetes; Eurotiales; Aspergillaceae. The record is from RefSeq and is a predicted model, not a curated record. Bases 386 to 1435 code for a protein of 349 amino acids.
CGAGCACGACCGCUAAAUCAGCGAUCUUAUUUCCUCAGUAGGAGGUAAAUUGUCUUUCUCCGCAGCUGUCAAAUGCACAUCUCUUUGUUGGUUCUGAGACUGGCCGAUAAGUUUCGUUCUGAUCAAGUGCUAGUUACAGUGUAAGAAAUCUAUCGCAAUCUCUACGCCAGAACAAAGGCAUUGCUGAAUCACCAACUCCCAGAACAAAGACAAUGACGGAGAUUCACCUGACAGUGGUUCUUGUUUAUCUACACUUGGGUCAGUCUGAAGGUAGAUCAAUGGAUAUAUAGUCAUAAGAAGCAAUAAUGUCGCUUGGACUAUCUCUUCGGGAUUUCCCUGUGAGCUGCAAGUAUUGGGCCUCUGUCUACUCCAGCGCUAUCAAAUAAUGGAAGACCCGAGUAAUGACGAAUAUUGGUGGGGUGCAACCGUCAGGGCAGCUGAGGAUAUGAAUCCAGUGGAAAGCUUGGACUGUAUGUACUACCAUGGCCCUGAGUAUCCACAGUAUCCAGCCAUUGUGUUGGAGGAUGAUCGCCAGUGGCGCUCGCUUCAGCUGGCGAGAUUGCCAGCAGAGAUAUUCCUGGAGUGCUUUGAGCAUAUGACCAAUCGAGAACUGGCUAAUCUCAGCCAGACUUGCAAGUAUCUGUACUUGAUGCUUCGUUCACUGCUCCGGAAGAAAGCCCGGCAGUUUGCACUGGCGACCCUGGAUGAGUACCGAGAGCUGCUCUGGAUCGAUCGAAACGGCCGGGCCCUCUACAAAGACUGGCAGACGGACCUAUGCUCCAUUCCCUUCCGUGAGCCCGUCUUCGAGGCUGUUGCGGCUGGGGAUUACUCUCUUGUUGAGUGUUAUUUGCGCGCCGGCGUGAGUCCAAAUGCCUACGGGCUGGAGGGCUGGCCCUUGCUGCCCUGGGCCGCCCGCAGUGGCCGGUUGGAGAUAGCGCAGCUGCUGCUGGACCAUCCUGCCAUUGAUGUUGGGCUCGUGGCCUGCGAUGAGCAACUAUUCCCCGAUUGCAGUCCACUUCCAUUGGACAUUCUGUGCAACCGCCACUACCACUGGAGCUACCAUUCGGAGAGAUAUCUUCGCCUGCUAGACUCUGUCGUUCGCUCGCUCCUAGACAAAGGAGCGACAUUCGAACACUUCAACGCCUUCCAGUAUAUCAGCGCCAGUCCGCAUCGACUCCGGUUCAUGGAGGCGGCGAUGGAGAAUGGUUCCGAUCUCCAGGCCGUGGUCAUUGGCAUGCGGCGGACGACCUGGUAUCACCACCACGAGUCCCCUGCAAAGUUCGCCGCUUGCCAGCCGGACUCGCAAUACCUUGAGCUCGUCGUGCGCGUGGCGCCCGAGAUCCUGGGUAACGUAGGGAGGGGUUGGCAGAAAAUCGGCGGAUGCCGGCGGCCGGCGACGUUUAGGAGGAGGGAUUGGAAGAAGUUGCUACGGUAGCUUCAGCGGACCUACAGCCUUGUUCCCAGGAGAGACUUCCGCCGCUGCUAGAAGCGACGCAAGGAACCCGUGGGUUCCGUAUCCUAGAGCGAAAGCUGCGUUUGUGGGUGCUUAUAUGUUAGAAAUGAAAGUAAUGAAUGUGCUCUUGGCACUAUAUAUAUUGAAUAAUUGGCAAGUCUGUGUUUUUUAGGAAGUGUAUGUCAGGUGUUUGAGUAUUGUGUAUUAUGUACCCGGGGGGGUUUGGCUGGUAGUGGCAGAUACUUUGAGGUUGG